Molecule: messenger RNA, 3527 nt
Organism: Linum trigynum
Lineage: Eukaryota; Viridiplantae; Streptophyta; Magnoliopsida; Malpighiales; Linaceae
Source: the annotation of a GenBank genome assembly
CAAUCUAGUACCUAUAUAAUGUAAUACAAUAUAGUGCUUGUUUUUUUUUUAUACUUUUAAUCAAUCUGGUCCUAUCUCUAAUAUAGAGCACAAAUCAUAUGAUAUUUCUGUGUUUUUUUUAAAAUCCAAUAUAAAACGAAUACAACAUCGUUUGUUGAAAUUUCAUAUGAAAUUUGAAAAGUAGAUUAAAUACUGUCAGAGGAGAAUAUGUCAAAAAUGGCCUCAGAACAAUACUCGUGUGAGACCUAUUCAACUAUCAAUGGAUGAGCUGGUUCAUUUAACUUAGGGAAAUCAGGAUUUACAACCUACUAAAACGCAACAAAACAUGACUUCUCUGAUUUUCUUAUGGACUGUAAUUUUCAUAAUUUUUUCUUGUGGAUAGUAAUUUUCCACUAUUAUUCUAACCUGCAGAAGAAAUUAAAUAAAUCCCCAACCGUUGAGCUCUUUUCAUGCUCUCAUUAUAUAAACAGAACAAGCUCCCUUCUUUUUCACCCAUCAUCUUGGACAUUCACAAUAAAGCGUGAAACACCAAAUAAAAAAAAAUAAACAAUAAAAAUAAAAUAAAUAAAAGAAGAUGAAGCAUUGCGGUAGUACAACUACUCCGAUGAGAACAUUUCCGGCGAUGUUAUUUCUCCUGAUAGUUGUAUCCGCCACCGUGGUUGCAGCCCAACGUGGUGCGGGUCAACCCGGUAUGCCCGCACCCGGAGGUGGCGGGCCAGGUGGAGUGCUCGACGUUACAAAAUACGGUGCCGUUGCUGACGGGAAGACGGAUAUGUCUCCGGUUUUAUGUAAAGCAUGGGCUGACGCUUGCGGAUCAGCUGAGCCAUCCACCAUUUUAAUCCCGGCGGGGACAUUUCUGUGCGGGAAAACCGACUUGAAAGGCCCCUGUAAGUCUCCUCAGAUACAAAUCCAAGUAUUGGGAACCGUUACGGCCCCUAAUGAUGUCGCCGGCGAGUCAUGGUUCCUUUUCGACAACGUCAAUAACUUGAACAUCAACGGCAAUGGUGUAUUCGACGGCCAAGGCCCCGCCAUUUGGAAGACUGUCAAGUCCGUUGCCGUGACGUUGCGGUUCAACUACGUGACCAACGCCCUAAUUGAAGGCAUCACGAGCAAAGACAGCAAGAACUUCCAUUUCAUCGUGAUCGGAGGCAAGAACUUGACGUUUAGCCAUAUCACGAUCACUGCGGCGGGAGACAGCCCCAACACCGACGGAAUCCACAUGGGGAGAGCAGCUCAGAUCUCGAUCCUCGACUCCAACAUUGGUACCGGCGAUGAUUGCAUCUCCGUCGGAGAUGGAAUUUCGGACCUGACGGUGACGAACGUGACGUGCGGGCCCGGCCACGGUAUCGCCAUCGGCAGCCUUGGAAUGUACCCGAAUGAGUCGCCGGUCAAAGGAAUCCACGUCAAGAACUGUACGUUGACCAACACGUUGAAUGGCUUGAGGAUCAAGUCUUGGCCCGAUAGGGAGGUUUGUGAUGCGUCCGACAUCCAUUUCGAUGACAUCAUCAUGAACAACGUAUCUUUCCCUAUCAUCGUCGAUCAAGAUUAUUGCCCUUGGAAUACGUGCAAGAAUACGGGGCCAUCGAAAGUUUCGCUUUCGGAUAUCAGUUUUACCAACAUUGUGGGGACUUCAGGAACUCCAGAGAUUGUUCACUUGAACUGCAGCAGCCUCCAUCCAUGCCAGAAUGUGCAGCUAUCUAACAUCGACGUCAAGUCAACCGCUGGACCGGCGACAUCAGUGUGCUGCAACGUGAAGCCGACUAUUUCAGGAUCCAUCCCACCAGGAUGCUAAUUGUAAUAAGUUUUGUCUAACUCUUAUUCUUUUUUGUGAUUGUCAAUUUUCUAUUUUGGAAUUAUGAUGAACUAUAUACUUGUGUUACGUGAGUUGUAACCCAAAGCAUAUGUUAUUAUUAUGUAGUAUGUAACCCAACUAUAUAUUUUAUGUAACCCAUGGUAUCAAAUUUCUUGUAUUAAUUUAUGGAUUGAAUUUGGUGCGGUUCGAGUUUAAUUUGUAUUGGAUUUCGAUUGAAUGUUUUUAGAUCUUUAUUUGAAAUUGACGGACCGUAAAAUUGUUUGAAAUCGAGAUUAAAAUUGUUAAAAUCGAGAUUUUGAUGGGAUCUUACCGAUUUUGUUUUCCUAUUUGUGCUACCGCUUCUCUCCCUUACUCUGUUGAUCCAAAGGUUCUCGCGGUCGAUCACCUAUUUGACUUGAUGACUCUGAUGCCAUUUUGAAUUACUAAGAUGAUUGCUUAUCUCUCAAUAAUUUUCCUUAACUCAUCAAGGUGAAUGAAUUUUUCUACUGUUUAUGUUUUAUUGAAUCCAUAGUCUAGACAUUGUAGGUGAAUAUUAUUUAGGAAUCUUUCUGAUUUUUGUGUGGUUCUUUGAUAAGUUGAUAAUUCAUAAGUGAUCAUUUGGACAACUUUGUUCUUCAAAUACAUAAAUGGAAGUUUAAUUUAGUGCUAUUUUGGUAUGGGUUAGUAGAAAGUGUGUUACGGUCUGUUACGGGUUACUGCGAAUUCGAUAGACCGCAGUCCAGACCACUUCAGACCAUAAACUAAAGAAAGAGAACACAAACUAGAGCAAACCAUAGUUAUGGUUUCACGAUCCAAACCAUACAAUACGGUCUAUACCACGAUUUUCCACACGGUUUUGUCUAGAUUCUCAGCGCUACCGCAUCAAGCAAUAAAUACAUAAAUUGCACUCUAGGAUUUGGUAAAGACAAGCGUGCAACAAGUGGUUGUUCACUUGUUUGCAUGGUUAUUAUUUUCCUUUGGGUAGAAGAAGGUAGAUUUGAAAAGGAAGGACAACUUAUUGAUGGAAAGUGGGUGGGAUAAUCAUCUUGAAUGGUGGUGGUCUGGACUCUGGUGGAUAUGGUUUUUUCGUUUAUAGUCGAGAGAGGGAUAAGGAUUGAGGUUGUUGCUGGCCCAGAAGGGAUUGCUAAAGAAAUUAGCUAUGGCCUAUGGGCUUUUAGGUCUCUUUUCCAUUCUUAUUUUCUCGGCCCAAGAAUUCUAAACACAAUCCGCAGCGCGGCCCAUGAGAUUAGUCGUCCAUAAACUGCGAGGUGCGAUGCACCUGCACCGUCGUUUUUAAGCCAAUGAUUAAUCGGUCUCGUGGAAAAGCCAACUCUCAUUUUGUCACGCAAGUGGCGCUUUAACAAGUGUGAUAGUGUUAUUUGAUCGAUUUAAAACCCAAAAAUUAGCUACAAAACAGGGCAAAGCAAACAGAGGCUGGUUUAGUUUUCGGCCUUCCUUCCUGGCGGAAAACCUGAGGCGCCUACCGGCUACCGGUAAUUUCUUGAAGCCAAAACGGGUGAAUUGCAAAUUUGGUCAUUCAUAUUACCUAUCUGCUACACGUUAGCCACUCGAAUCACUUUCCUUUCAAUUUGGCCAUUGAUAUUACAUAUUUAUGUCAUUCUUGGUCACUCACUGUCUAGUUCCGUUAAUUCUGUCCUAGGUGACGGUCAACAGUUAUAUUUGACCGUUAAAAAGCUUAUGUGUCAGUUAAAACUAAUAAAAGUAUUUAUUUAUC